AUGGUGCAGGUAGUGAGUACUGCAAUGUUAGAUUUCCUCCGGCUAGAAAGGCACGGCGCUAAUCUCAACGAUCCUCUUUGGAGCGCCUCAAGCAACGAGAAAUACUUGUUGCAGCAAUCUGUUGGUAGUUAUGGUGCUUACCUAGCUGAUGGUUCGGAAUACAGUGGUGAUUAUGGAGAUGCUAUGGAUUUGGAGUUCUUGAAGAAUUUUCAUCCUAGCGGUGAUUCUUUGUCCGAAUGUGUUGCGAUUGCUGAAUCAUUCGACAAAAUCGUUGCGGUUGGGAUCAAUUGUACCCCACCGAGAUUUAUCAGUGAUCUGAUUUUAUCCAUCAAGAAGGCACACUCGUUUUACCCAAAUAGUGGUGAAAGUUACGAUGCCGAUCGGAAGGAGUGGGUGCAAAAUACAGGGGUUUCGGAAAGGGACUUUGUUUCGUAUGUAAACAAAUGGUGUGAAGUUGGAUCAUCUCUCGUUGGAGUUUGCUGCAGAACAACUCCCCACAAGAUCGUUGGGGCAUUUGAUUCGAUCUUGUAUCACAUUCAUGAUCGACGAUGA
Erythranthe guttata (spotted monkey flower) is the source of this 552-nucleotide messenger RNA. The record is from RefSeq and is a predicted model, not a curated record. Lineage: Eukaryota; Viridiplantae; Streptophyta; Magnoliopsida; Lamiales; Phrymaceae.